Durio zibethinus is the source of this 5725-nucleotide messenger RNA. Its product is annotated as putative 1-phosphatidylinositol-3-phosphate 5-kinase FAB1D. NCBI's taxonomy places the organism in Eukaryota, Viridiplantae, Streptophyta, Magnoliopsida, Malvales, Malvaceae. Gene Ontology annotation, biological process: phosphatidylinositol phosphate biosynthetic process. Gene Ontology annotation, molecular function: ATP binding; 1-phosphatidylinositol-3-phosphate 5-kinase activity. Gene Ontology annotation, cellular component: endosome membrane. The record is from RefSeq and is a predicted model, not a curated record.
AGAAGUUUUGAACAGUGAAGAAAACCACAUAGUGGAUCCCACUCUGGAAACUGUUAUUUAAAUUUCUUUUCUUUUUUAUAGUUAUCAUUCUUCAUUCUUCUGUUCAUUAUUUUCUUUCAUUCUUCUUUUUCUACUCUCUCUCGCUGUCUACACUCUACACUUUGUAAACUCAUUGCUAUUGUAUUCUUUGUUUUUUCAAGGGAGAAUAUAAAUCUUUGCUUUCUGGGGAUGAGAAAAGAAAGGAAAAGAAAAUAAAAAAAAACCCAAUAAACAAGUUUCCGUUAUGCUUGGGAUUGGAUUAGAGGUCAUAACACCCGAAUCUUUGUUCUUUGGAUUGCUUUAACAGUGAUCGAGUUUUCUGGAAUUAUUAUUGAGUCAGAUGUGCAGCAUGUGUCAUUGUUGUGGUGCCGAACUUACGAAGUCCAACGAGGACAAGAGGAAUACGGAGAAUGGUAAUGCUUUAACGUCAAGUACUGGAGACUCCAUUUGGUCUUGUAAAUUAUGUUUGGAGAGGCAAGGAAGAGAAUUUGUGAAACAGGAUUUUAUUAGUCCAUAUGCAACACCAAUGAUCAGUCCAACCACUUCAUUGUCUGGCAGUGAUCGCUCAUAUUCUAGUUGCAGUGAUUUUUCAGUUGAUAUAAACUCAUAUGAUAGGGGUGAGGGUGACCAAGAGGUUGGCUUAAAAAAGAGUUAUAGGGAGCUCAAUUGUCUGCCAAAUGGCCGAUUGCAGCACCUGAGCUUAGAGGGCCCUAGGAAGAGAGUUGAUAGCUCAAAUAUGAUGACAGAUAGCAACUUGAGGGACAAGAAAAAUAGCAAAGAUGUGGACUUAGUGAGAGAUGUUGAGAUAACAGAAGCUAGUAAUGAUCGAGAAGAAAAAGAAAAUGUUGUUGAAAAUUCUCCUAGAACCUUUGACAAAGAAAGUGGAUCCUGUCCGUUUAUUAAUGGUGAAAUGUAUACGCAAAUUUGGGAACCUCCUGAACCUGAAGAUCAAGAAUACGAUUUGGAGGGUACUGUGGCUUAUGAUGAUGACGAUGAUGAUGAUGAUGAAUGUGGAGAUGGUACAAAAUGGGGAAAGCCAAGUUCCUUGAGUCAUAUUAAAGAUGAGGGCAAUGGAAUCUACAGGUUUGAAGAGGAAAAACAAAGGGCAAUGGAAGAGGUGAUAAAUGGGAAGUUCAAAGCUAUUGUAAGUCAACUUCUUAGGUCUGUGGGUGUUGCCAGUUCUGUGAAUGACGGUGAUAGUUGGGUGGAUAUAGUUACUUCUUUAUCUUGGGAUGCCGCUCUGUUUCUGAAGCCUGAUGCUAUUGAUGGCAAAACAAUGGGUCCAGAUGGAUAUGUGAAAGUGAAAUGCAUCGCAACUGGUUCUCGCAGUCAAAGCCAAUUAAUCAAAGGCUUGGUCUUUAAGAAGCAUGCUGCUCAUAAGCACAUGCAAACUAUGUACAAGAAUCCAAGGCUGUUAUUAAUUCAGGGAGUCCUUGGCCAGUUCUCUAGUGGGUUGUCUUCAUUCAGUUCACUAGAUGAGGAAAAAGGUCAUCUGAAAUCUCUUAGUGAGAUGAUAGAUAUUUGCCACCCAAAUGUGAUUUUGGUGGAGAAAACUGUUUCACGUGAUGUUCAAGAGUGUAUCCUUGCCAAAGGAAUCACAUUGGUGUUUGACAUGAAGCUGCAUCGUCUAGAGAGAGUUGCUCGUUCUACUGGCUUACCAAUCAUACCAUCUGAUGCUUUGAUGAAUCAAAAGCUAAAGCAGAAUGACUCCUUUAAGCAGUGUGACUCCUUUCAUAUAGAAAAGUUUGUUGAGGAACAUGCUUGUUUUGGUGAAGGGGGAAAACGGCCAAGUAAAACAUUGAUGUUCCUUGAGGGCUGUUCUAAACGACUUGAUUGCACUAUUUUGCUGAAAGGAAGUCAUUCUGAAGAACUAAAAAAGAUUAAGUGUGUUGUGCACUAUGCUGUUGUCUUGGCAUAUCAUUUAAUCCUUGAAACUUCUUUCCUUAUUGAUCAGAAAGCAAUGUUUUCAACAAUUCCUUUCACUGGCGUAGCAGAUGUGUUGCCAAUAGAUCGGGAAUCCCAUGCCUUAGAAACAAGUAACUUUAGUGUUCCUUGUCUUGAAAAGUCUACUGCUGAAACUGGAUCAAAUGCAGAAACUGGAUCAAAUGCAAUUGACAUUCCCAUUUACAAUGGGUUCCAUGAAGAAGGUUGCCACAUAAAUGGGGAAAUAGAUGGUGAUCUAAUUGUGAAGUCAGGAUUAGACUGCAGUUCAGCGUUAUCUUUGGAGCCAUAUAAUCCAGCCAUUUUCUCUGGGUUGUCAUCUAUUUCUGCCUCUCUGAAGAAAGUUGUAGAAAAUAGUUUUCCUCUUGCAUCCACUGCUCCUUAUCGGUCAUUGUCUGCAUAUUUUGGGUUAAAUGGGAGGGAAUCCAAGCUUACAGAAGAAGUUCCUCCAAUGAAAACUUCCGAGGUCUCAGGGCAGUUUGAUGCAGAAUUGAAAAGUGGUCGUGAUGAAGAGAAAUCUCUUUAUGAUGGACAUCCUCAAUCUUUUCCUGCUUCCUCUGAAUCCUCACUUAACUUGAAAGCUAAUGAUGAUCAUAAUGAAGAAAAAACACAAAAUACGGAGUAUGUUAACACAAUGUUGGAUUCACAAAGUAUUUUGGUUCUUAUGUCUAGCCAAAAUUCCUUAAGGGGGACUAUAUGUGAGCAAAGCCAUUUUAGCCAUAUCAUGUUCUACAGGAAUUUUGAUGUUCCUCUUGGAAAUUUCCUUCGAGAUAAUUUACUCAAUCAGAGAAGCCAGUGUGAUAUCUGUGGUGAACUGCCAGAAGCCCACUUUUACUAUUAUGCACAUCAUAAUAAGCAGCUAACGAUACAAGUGAAACGGCUUGCUAAGCAUUUACCUGGGGAAGCAGAGGGAAAACUUUGGAUGUGGAGUCGCUGUGGCAAGUGCAAAACUGGGAAUGGAAUUUCAAAUUGUUCAAAAAGAGUGCUAAUUUCAACUGCUGCACGGGGUCUUUCAUUUGGAAAGUUCUUGGAGCUCAGCUUUUCUAAACACUCUUUAUCCAGUGGAUUAUCCAGCUGUGGGCAUUCUCUGCAUAGGGACUUCCUAUAUUUCUUUGGGUUGGGCCCUAUGGUUGCAAUGUUUAGUUACUCUUCAGUUAACUCUUAUACUGUGUCUAUGCCUCCACAACAUCUAGAGUUAAGCGAGUUAAUUAGACCAGAUUGGCUGAAGGAAGAAUUGGAAAAUGUUUACAUGAAAGGGAUGCUAAUGUUCAGAGAGGUUGCAAGCUUUUUGGUGCAGAUAAAGUCACAGUUUAUGGGUUCAACUCUUAACCUUAAAGGCUCAUUAAAAGAAUUCUCUGAAGUUGAAGAGAUGUUGAAACUGGAAGCUUCUGAAUUUGAGGCAAAUAUUCAAAAUGCUGUCCCAAAGAAUGGAAAUGCAAACUUUGGUUUUCACAAACUCCUUAUCUUGAACCGACUAAGGUGGAAUCUUCUGCUGGAAUCAUGCAUUUGGGAUCAACGCCUGCAUUCUCUCCUCUCGCUCGAUCCUACAGUAGUAGUCACUGGUGCCAGUAACAAUGCAGUGCCGGAGCAAUUGAAGUCCGAUAUGGGUAGUGCUGAUGGAGAGGACGGUAGGGCAGAAACUAAAUCUGGAAAUGGUGAUAAAGUUUCUGAUAAUACUGGUAAUCUGAAAGCUGAGGCAGGUUCCUUUAUUGAAAGAAAUGAAUUUUCAGGUGAUGAAUUCUCUUUGAAUAUUCCUUUUCAAAAAUCUGAAGGGUGUGACAGCAUGCAUGGCAAUUCCACUGUGGUUGAUAAUAUUGAAAAGCCAACAGUGAACCCUGUGAAAUCAUCCAACCUAGAUUUCACUAUGACAUCUAAUAGAUCUGUUUGUCCUCAUUUUGGUGAUGAGAAUUGUCAAGCAGAGGAUGCACCUCCGUUAGAUAAUUUUCAAGUGGAUAGAACAAUUCCAAUUUCUACUGAUCUUGCCUAUAAUGAUUCUAUAGUUGAUUCAAAUGGAUCUAGGAGGGGUGGAUCUCCACGUUCAUCACUAUCCAGCUUAGAAAACUUAAAUGGAUGGUUCUGGAUGCCUUUUUGUGAAAUCAGAGAGCUGUAUAUGAAGGAUCUUCUGAGAGGAAUCGUCCCCAAGUUUGAAUCUAUCAGUAGUUAUACUCCAGCAAAAAUACCCACAGGCUAUCAAUUAAUCAGGGAGGAAGGGUCAAGGCUACACAUACCCCUAGGAACUAAUGAUUACAUAGUGUCAGAUUAUGAAGGUGAAUUGUCAAGUAUAAUUGCUUGUGCAUUAGCAUUGCUGAAAGAUCUGCCCACUAUAACAGAAAUGUCCAAUGAGGAUGGGAGGAGAGAUAAACUAAUUGAAAGUUUACGCAGCCUCAUUCGAGUUCCUACGAUAUCCUCGCAUUGGUCUUCUAGUGGUUCAUCUGAUUCAGACUCUGUCUCUAGUCUGAGCAUUUCAUCAGAAGAAUCACGCUUCUCCAGUUUUGAUGGGUUAAACUUGUUGGAUUCUCUAGUUCCUCCUGAUGCUAUAAACCUAGAGGUUUCUCUAGGUGUUUCAAAAUCAUUUGUGAAGGGUAAAUACUCGGUAGUAUGUUUAUAUGCUAACCAGUUCCAUGAUCUUCGGGAGCGGUGCUGCCUUUCAGAGCUUGAUUAUAUUUCUUCUCUUAGCCGUUGCAGAAACUGGGAUGCCAAAGGAGGGAAGAGCAAGUCCUUUUUCGCUAAAACACUUGAUGAUAGGUUUAUUAUAAAAGAAAUUAAGAAGGCUGAGUAUGAUUCAUUUGAGAAGUUUGCUUUACAUUAUUUCAAGUACAUGAAUCAAUCAUUUGAGUCCGGAAGCCAAACUUGCCUUGCUAAAAUACUUGGAAUUUAUCAGGUGAUAGUAAGACAGCCAAAAACUGGGAAAGAGUCCAGACAUGAUCUUAUGGUGAUGGAGAAUCUUACCUUUGGUAGAAAUAUUACUCGCCAGUAUGAUCUUAAAGGGGCCUUACAUGCUCGAUUCAGUUCAUCUGCUUCUGGUUCUGGAGAUGUUCUUUUGGAUCAGAACUUUGUCAAUGACAUGAAUUCCUCUCCGUUAUAUGUUAGUAAUAAAGCCAAGCGUCUCUUGCAACGGGCUGUAUGGAAUGACACAACUUUCCUCAAUUCAAUCAAUGUAAUGGAUUAUUCAUUACUUGUUGGGGUGGAUACCCAGCGGCAGGAGCUUGUAUGUGGGAUUAUUGAUUAUCUCAGGCAGUAUACUUGGGACAAACAACUUGAGACAUGGGUAAAGUCUUCAUUAGUUGUUCCUAAGAAUGUGUUGCCAACUGUAAUUUCUCCCAAGGAAUAUAAGAAAAGAUUCAGAAAGUUCAUGUCAACCUACUUUUUUAGUGUCCCAGAUCAUUGGUGCUUGCAGGAAUCCUCUGACCCUUUUGAACUUUGUGGCACUAGAGAUGAAGAUUUAUCUCAAUCCAAGUCCCUAAAGCAACCGUACCAAAAUGGUAUUUCUGCCUAGGUCUUGUAUUCCUUGUUUCUCAAUUUUUUCCCUUGAAUUAGCCCUCAUUUUCUUAGCCAAUUGAAAAAUUGCUGUGUACAAAUCCAACCCUUUUAUCAUGCAGUUUUUAGCAAAUUUCUGGGGACUGUUUCAUUCAUAAUUUUGUACAGUCAAGUGAGGAAUUGUAAAGAGCCGCAGUUAUUGUAAGACUGAUAAUUUAAAAUCAAUGAAAAGUUUCAGCUAUUGGAAAUAGAUUUGUCUUCUAAAUGC